Molecule: messenger RNA, 13498 nt
Organism: Xyrichtys novacula (pearly razorfish)
Lineage: Eukaryota; Metazoa; Chordata; Actinopteri; Labriformes; Labridae
Source: the annotation of a GenBank genome assembly
GUUGCCAUGCCAUUUGGAAGCAAACAGAGUAAGAGUGGGUGAAAGUGUGUACAGAACUGUAGCAAGGAUUUAUGGACUCCUACGCACUCUCAAGAACUCUUGGUUACUUCUCAGCUUUAUCCACAUAUACUUGAUGAAUGUCAUUCUAAUCCAGGGGCUCUUGAGGUAAGUUAGGAAAACCGAUUUAUCCUAACUUAAGUUGAAAUCUGUAUGGGAACGAGCUCCCUCUCUCAACAAGGGUUUUUCUAAGGACCAUGGUUCAUGUGUGCAACGUGUAUGCACUUAGAGUACAUUUUAGAGCUAGUGGGUACCAUAAUGCAUGGGUUUUAUUAGUCUUUUUACUACAUCACUUUGAAAUGGACUGGUUUACAUUGUGCUUGGUUGAGAGCCAAGUGUGUUUCAUGCAGAUGCUAAAAGGUACUUGGUGUGUUGAAAUAAGAGGCUGAUGGCCAUGACAGUAAAGAAAGUCUUGAGACUGAGGAUAUAUGAUUUUAGAAGGCAUGUGCACUAAGAGUGGGUUUUAACCACUCAAAGGAGACUAUAGGAAUAGGCUGAGGGCUUCUACAACAUUGGUGAACAACGUCUUGGGAAUGAGAACAAGCCCACUUAUGGACUUGGAAACAAAAACAGGCAACAAUUGCACUUCCCUGGUUAUUGUUGUGGUUAAUCCCCUGUAAUUUUGCAAUGAUGUUUUUGUGUUAUUUAUACAUCAUCCAUUUGAUUUUUGCAACCAAUCUACAUUUCACCCUGAGGUAGCUGUGCUGUAGUCCAACUUCUUCCACCAUGAAGAAACUGAUACUUUGCAAAGUUGUGUUUCUCAAUAGAUCCCCAAACCUGGAUACACAAUAGUGGGGACCAGAAGCAAAAAGGAUGUGCUCACCCUCACUUUCCUCUCUAACACACACUGCACUCACCUCCCCUCCAUGGCUGUAAAAAAUCCAAAAUAGAGAUGGGUGACUCUUGUUGACGAGGUCGGAUAUAUGAUUUUAGAAGGCAUGUGCACUAAGAGUGGGUUUUUAACACUCAAAAAAGACUAUGGGAAUAGCCUGAGGGCUUCUACAACAUUGGUAAUCAACAUCUUGGGAAUGAGAACAAGCAGACUUAUGGACUUAGAAACAAAAGCAGACACAAGUUGCACUUCCCUGGUUAUUGUUGUGGUUAAUCCCCUGUAAUUUUGCGUUUUGUGUUAUUUAUACAUCAUCCAUUUGGUCAGUUUUAAUAAGUAACCUACUUUAUGUUUCAACUUGUUUUUUGCAACCAAACUACAUUUCACCCUGAGGUAGCUGUGCUGUCAUCCAACUUCUCCCACCAUGAAGAAACUGAUACUUUGCAAAGUUGUGUUUCUCAAUAGAUCCCCAAACGUGGAUACACGCACUCACCUCCCCUCCAUGGCCGUCAAAAAUCCCAAAUAUAGAUGGGUGACUCUUGUUGACGAGGUCGGUGAGCACCUCGAACCGGUCCUCCAUGUGCUCUCGCCGGCCUUGGAUGGAGUACACGGCCACGUUGUUGCUUUUGAACUCCCAGGUCUUGGAGAACUGUGCGUCCAGGGCGUCCAGUCCGCCGAAGCGUUCAUUCUGCAUCAUCUCCGCCACUUUCCCCUUGACCAUCUUGACGGCAUCCCGGCUCGACUUGACGAUGGUUUUCACUUCGUCCGUGUGGAAGAAGUAACUCCACAGAGCCAGGCUGAUGCACAGCAGGAACAAGGUCUCCGGUCUGAGCAGAAAAUAACGCAUGAUCCUACCUAGCAGAGACAGCAGGGUCAUUGUAUCCUCUAUCAUUUAUUUAUUUACACGCAGGAAAUCGCGGCAGGUUGUGUGUCGCGCGCCCCCGCCGCAGGUUUCAGUCCAUCGUCGGUGGCGUCGGCGGCUUGGUAGCGGUGAAAAAUGAACAUUUAAACGAGCUUUUCACACCGGACACAUAAACACAACCCUGACUACACUGGGGACACUUCACUGCAUUUUCAACCGGACUCACCGGGAAGGAGGUGAGGGAAUUGGCGUACGUUCAGAGACAGGCGGCGGGACACAAACACAGUCCUCCUCCGGCAGGUUCCCUCUAACGUGCAGCCCUGCAGUGAGCCACCAGCGACCGUCCGCUGACCAUCUGAGGCGGUCUGUCAACACGAAGGUCGCCCGUCAAGUGAAGCUAGUGUGUUGUGAGCUGCAGUCUAGCGGUGGGCAGAGCCUUUCUUCUCCCCUGCCAGCCUUGCUACUGUGUGCUCCCAGUCCUGAAAUAGCGGUCUGCGUUGAGACGCUCACAUUCCCAGCUGCCACACUGCCUGCGACUCUGCUGGUGCCUGACUAAACACUGGUGCUGCCUUCAAGUGCUGUUGGGAAAGUGCCGGAGUCUUCUGGAGAAAGUCUGCUGAAGAUGCGUUUUAUGACUGGUCUUAGAAUCUGACUCAAGACUACUGGUGAAUUUAACUGUGGCACUUAUUUUGGCACAUUUGCAUUGGCUCAAACCUGCCCCUUAUCUAAAAUAAAACUCAAUUCUAGAAAUGUUACUGAGUCGUUCUCGAACACGUACACGAGUCCAGCAAUGACUUUCAUCUGCAGAUUAUUAUGUUGGUUUUCUUAUUUUAAAUUCAGAAAAAUGAUAAUAAUAAUAAUAAUAAUAAUAAUAAUAAUAAUAAUAAUAAUAAUAAUAAUAAUAAUAAUGAUAAUAAUAGCCUACAUAAAACAAGUCAAGUUGUGCAAGUUGUCUAUCUCUAUUCCAUGGUAAAAAUCUGGUAAAAUUAUAACCUGUCAUGUUAAAAAUUUGUCUUUGUCUUUGUCAUUGUGGCUUCUUUCUUUUUUUUUUUUUUGCAUCCUUUUUUAUUUGCAGCAGUGGCGUUAAUUGUAACUUAUGCAAAAUAAUUGAUUUGAGUCAUUUACAAUGCAAGCCAGAAUCUUCCUUUAUUUGCAUGGCACCUUUAAGCCAUGGAGGGGAAAAGAUUGUUAUUCAAAUUUUUGAGAGUAGAUAUUUCCUAUAGUACUUAAAGGCAUCCAAAACUGCCAUACCACAGGUGCUCUAGGGGUGCAGAGAGAGUGAUCGAAACAGUCCAGACUUGAAUAAAAACCCCGGGCUUUAUAUAUAAGAAAUAAAAAGUUGGAUUGAGACAAAAAAUAAAUCCUCUGUUAGGCUUUGAGUUGAGUGGUUCUGGGGCACGGGAUCCAAAACAAUACUUGAUGACAAAAUCAUGUACUCUUAGAUUUUCAUCUUUGAUCACUUGAUAGGCAUCUUGAUGUCAGACUUCUUCUUUAAAAUGUUCUUUAAAUCAACUGGGUUACAUCAAACAUACUAUUAAAGGGAUUUGUAGGAUUUAAAAACACUUCACAGGACACCCGGUAUCUUAAUGAACCGUGUUUCUCUCUGAAUGAAGAGAAUUGGGGGACUUGGUUAAGCCAGACAAGUAAAUUGGAUCAUGGUUAGAUAGUUUCAGGUUUAAUAAUCCUCUUCAGGAAUGUUAAGACUCACUAUUUUUUAAGCAAAAUUAAUGUUCAAGUUAAGGUCUUCUCUGGUUAACUGAGGCAGAAAUCUUCUCAAAAGCAUUUCGCUUUUAUCCGUUCACUCUCUUUUCUUACAAUUCACUUUUACAAUAAAUCUAUUUUACUAUUCUAUUCACGUUUGUACUUUUUUAAUCCGGAAUAAUAUAAUUGUAUAUUUAUUCAGGCAAAGUUAAGGACAGCCCCGAAGGUCCUUUACCCACCAGUGACGUCAUCAAACCUCCUCCUGUCCGUGUGGGGAAAACGUGGAGGAUUUAACUUCAUGCUAGUUUGUGUUUUUCCUCUGAAAACACACCUAGAAAGUGUAAGUCGAUCGUCCAAUUCUAUGUGUAUGUACAGUCUUGAUUGUUAUUCCACCCUGUGUCUUUUUGUCAAUGUUUUUAUCCGUAAAAGUUUGUCAUCGGGGCUAGCACUUUAGCCUUUAAUGCUAACUGUAUAAUGUAAUAGCUAUCUGCCGUGUUUCUGUUCCCAGUGAUCGUGGGGUUACACAAGGAUCCUCAGACUUAAACUGCUUUACAAACGUGAGCAGGAUGGAGUACAUUCAGGCUCCUGCCACAAGCAGUCAGGGUAACAUGUAAGUAGAAAACAACAACAUUAGUGGUCUCUAUGUCCUCAGAUCAGCUGUAUACUGUGAAUCCUGACACAUUUAGAUCUACUAAAACGUGUCAGAUUAGCACCUACCUGACACCUUUCAGUUUUUAUACCACUCAAAUUGCUUCACACUUAAUGCCACAGACACAAACAGUAUAUUCACUCAGUAACUACAGAGGCCCUGACUUUGACAGAGGCCCUAUUUUGAUUCUGAUUGGUUAUUUGAAAAGAUAAAUUGAUGUGAUGUUGUCCUUGCAAAGUCAAAGUCUCAAUACCAAAGCUUUUAAAGGGAUAUUCCUGCGUAAAAUUAAUUUAGGGUUAAACCGCAACACCGAGUUAGACACCCCCUCCAGAGAUGAAUGUUGCCAACUGCUUGCUUCUCUAGUUAUACCAACUUUAGUAACAACGGCAUGAUAGCAAUACACAGCGGUCUGAGGAGCCAUAAACAAAGUUCUUCUGCCUUAGCGUCUCAGUCUGAUUGCAUUUCCAUGAAGGAAUGAUCAUAAAUGUUCUUCCUUGAGCUGUGUCACCCCGCAGCAGUAUGUAAUGGACUGGCCUGAGGUCUCGCUACAAACAAGCGGCUGCUGGAAGAGAGUAGGUCUAACUCGGUGUUACAGUGUGUUUGACCCUACAUUAAUUCUAUGCCGGAAUAUCCCUUUAACCUGCGCCUGUCAUCCAACAAACAGAGUUUUUUUGUUAUCAAUCUGUUAUUUCUGCUGCUCUACAAAACCAUUUUAGUGGAAAAAAAAUAGACAUCCAAGUGUUUAACAUGAUUUGCAAUCUAAUGUGAGAUUGUCUUUUUCAACUCUCCACACAUGUGACUUGAUUGACACAGAGGGUCAUCGUCUCUCAAUUCAAUGAGCUUUACUAGUGUUGCAUCUCUCUUCUCAGUCUCUGUUGUACCUGUGGUGUUCCAAUUCCACCAAACCCUGCCAACAUGUGUGUGGCCUGCCUGCGUACUCAGGUAGACAUCUCAGAGGGGAUCCCAAAGCAGGUCACAGUGCACUUCUGCAAACAAUGUGAAAGGUUUGUAAUAAGCAUUUUUGACCAUGUCACUCACAGAUAAUGGGACUGUUGAAAACAUUUCUUGGUUAGACCUCUAAAUGUUUCAUGAGAAAUUUAGGGCUUAAUAGUUUUUGUUUUUUUUAAUCUUAUUCAGAUACUUACAGCCUCCAGCCACCUGGAUGCAGUGUGCUCUGGAGUCUAGAGAGCUUCUGGCUUUGUGCCUUAAAAAAAUAAAGAGCUCCAUGACCAAAGUAAGUCUGAUUUUUACUCAACUUCUCAACAAUCACACAGAAUCAAAGUUUGUAAAAAUAUUACUGGUAAUAAUUCUAUUACUCCUGCUUUCAUCAACCUCACAGGUGCGUCUUAUUGAUGCCGGCUUCCUGUGGACAGAGCCCCACUCCAAAAGGAUUAAGAUGAAAGUGACCAUCCAGAAAGAGGUAAGAAAUUAGAGUGGAGGUGAGAAGUGUGGGAGAAUGACAUUUAAACAAAGGACAAAAGCUCUUAAGGGACUCCAGAUAUGCAACCUGGUUUUCAUCUAAAGGUUAUCUGGAAUAUUUGUUCAUGGCUAAUUGGCAGCAAGCAAAGUUCAUGUUUUAAAUUAAGCUCUGUCUCCGACAUAUGUCACUAUAAUGAUGUCAGAGUCGGACACACACAUAUGUAAAGUUUCUCUGAAUAACGUUCGAAUGAUUGUAUGUACCAUGGACUCAGAGUAAAAACUGUUUUAGUUGAGUUCUCAAUUGUCUGUUCUUGGCUGAGCUUUUUUAAGAAAAGUGAGUUUAUUCUGGCUGCAUCCAUCUCCUUGACCUUUGGUGAGAAUCUGAGCCCCGUGCUUCUCAGGGCCAACUUUAUAAAGGGCUUUUGCACACAACACUGUUUCCAGAUCCCAUUGGCCACCACCAGGGGUAUCAUAAAUUCAUACUUAAACCACCAGUCUGUGCUGCAGGCAGUUGCCAACUAGUGGACCUGUCAGAACCACGGGGAAGUGAGCUGAUCUUAGCUCUGACAUGUGAUGUUUUGAGGAGAAAAAUAUAUUGUUAUUUUUUCUUUUAUGUUGGUAAAGUGAGUUUUUGAAUUGCGUGACUUUGUCUGCUUUUUUUUCCAAGUGUGUGUCUCUGUUUUUGAUGCAGUCAGAGCAUGUGGUCUAACUUGUUGCUGUUUUUGCCUCUCUAGGUGAUGAAUGGUGCCAUCCUACAGCAGGUGUUCGUGGUGGAGUAUGUCAUCCAGUACCAGAUGUGUGACGACUGCCAUCGGGUGGAGGCCAAAGACUUCUGGAAGGCCGUGGUACAAGUUAGACAGAAGGUAGGAGUCAGCUAUAUGGAACAUAAUCUUGAGUAUCUGUUGUCAUUUUUGUCAUCUUCACCUUUAAUAUGAGUGAAUUUUAUUGACGUUUUAAAGUCCCUGUGAGGAAUUUUUCACUAACAAAGAUAGAAAUUGAUGGUGAUCUCUAUUCUAUUCUGUUGUCUUCUGCUCUUCAAGCCAAAUGUUUCAUGUAAAAAAGUCUGAGAGCUUAAAGUAUUUGGCAGGAAAUGCAUCACUGAAUCUCAGGGCUGUGUGAUUUCACAUCAUAAAAACAUUUUUGAAGAAGAACCAGGAUUUAGCAACCAUGCUCAAAAAACUGAAUUUAUGAAGAGGCUCGCUCACGAACAGACAACUUCAGUCUCAAAAAAAGCGUAGCGAAGCUUGUUUGAAGUUAUUGCUGAAAUACCUUCUGCAGCUGCAUCCAAAUAAAAGCCAAAGUUCCUUCACUUCAAUGAAAAGCUUUUACAGGGAAACAGCUUUGCAGGAAGUCUGAAUUAACACACCACAAUAGAGCACUACUUGUUCUCCUUUUCCUCCAUGGUGUUAACUCGCUGAGUGAAUUUUUUGAAAGGAAUAAAAAUAUCAAUGUGCUAAAGCUCUAAAUGAGGGUGUUUUUCCCCUAGGUGAAAGGAGGUGACAGGAUGUGUCAUCAUGCCAAGCUGUUAUGUUUUAUCACUAUCCAUGUUUAAAUGAUGUGAACUGAUGGGAUCUGUGUCACUCUCAGUAGAAUCAUGACAAUUCUUCUUUUGGCACAGACUGUUCACAAAAAGACUUUCUACUAUCUGGAGCAGCUGAUUCUCAAACACAAACUCCACCAGAAUGCCCUCAACAUCAAAGAAAUCCACGGUAAGUCACCUUGUUAUGGGGUUUCUUUCAUCUUGUUUCUGUGUAUUUUACAGAGUUUAUCUCAGGAGGACAAGGGACGCCACAUUUCUCUUGGCAUCUCAACAGAUUACACUCAAAAGCCUGAAACUUGUCCUAUUCGUCACUGGCGUAACUAAUGUGGAUUAGAGCAAAGCAGAACAUAAUGAUGUGUCGAGUGUUAAUUACCCCCCUUCCCGUACCAGACAGCAAGCCAUGCAUGCAUAUCACCGGCGCCAAUCAGUCCAUACAGCUGUCCUCGUGUGGGCCUCAGAGGGGCAUGCGUCGUGCAUCUAAUCACUGUGCUGUAAUCAGAGCAGGCAGGCAAUACCAAAUUCCUGCAAUGCAAGUGUGAUCCAUGCCCUAUUUGGAAAUGCUAAACGCUACAUCUCAAACUGUUUGUUCCCAUCACUUCAGAGGGUUUUCCUCUGAUUUGCAUCCAUUUUCUGGAGACUCACCAUUUGCGCCAACUACUGCUGGUACUUACCUAACCUCACCACAUGGUUUCCAUAAACCAGAUGUCUCCCCAGAAAUGUAAGAAUUUACAUUUUAAGGUACUUGCUUUUUGUUCUAAAAAAGACGAACGCUUCCAAAUGACAGUGUCUAUAAACAGAUUUAUGUCCCCACAAAAUUAUUCACGCAUGCCUCCUAUCAUGCAAACAGAGGCAUCCAAACACUGAAGCACACACGCUGAGCUUUGAGAGACAGCCCAGCAGCAGCUCUCUCUGCUCUUGGACAGGACUGCGCAGUGCAGUUUUGGCUGAGUGUGUCAUUUUAAAUCAUCUUCAUAUCUCGGCAAGACUUAAAAGCUUUGUGGAGGUUACAGCAUGUGGCAGCCAUAUUUUCUCCCAUCUUCACCUACUCUCUCGUGUGGGUUUUGGACAUUCAUAUGUUUUGGUUGACACGUCAGCUCACCUGUGGUUUAUUAUUUUGGUAAGAGCUGAUGGUAUUAUUCUUCUCUCAGACGGCAUUGACUUCUACUAUGGCUCCAAGCAGCACGCUCAGAAGAUGACUGACUUCCUCCAAUGCACUGUACCUUGCAGGUGAGCAACAUUUAAGUAUGAAUCUAUGAAGACGGAGAUGAGCACUGAAGUGAACAAAAACAUCACAAAAUUCAUUUUUAUGUCACUUUGAGUUUGCUGGUUGGAGAGGCAGUAUGUUGACAUGACCUCUACAGUUUAGAUAAAAAACUGCAUAGUACACCUUUCUCUCCUUUAGUGGGGAAGUUGGGACCACAUUCAGGUCCUUUAAUUCUUACAACAUGACUAACCUGGGCCACUAAAUUUUAUUUAAAGACUGUGAUGAAAUAUAUAUUUUUUUCUUUUUUAAAGGUCAAAGACAUCUCAGCGCCUCAUCUCUCAUGACAUCCAUUCAAACACAUAUAACUACAAGAGCACCUUCUCUAUGGAGAUUGUUCCUGUUUGCAAGGUGAGUAGCAGUGUGAUAGAAAUUUAUGUCUGAAGCACAAACACCAUCACAAAGCUGCCAUGUUACCUUGGACCUCCUUUCUGAAGCAGCCACUGUAUUGUGAGAUUGAUGUCAGGCAUAAAGUUAUUUGUCUUUCACCAAGCUCAGUAGCUAAUAUCCAGCUCCAGGGAGAAAGGAAGAAACCACCACAGCAAAUUUUCACUUGAAUCAGUGUCUUUACAUGCAAGGAAGCAAUUAAUUCAGUCUCUGCUGAAUUGAAACACCAACAUACUCUUUUGAGAAACUGUUUGGUUAUCACUUGACAAGCCAUCAAAGGCAGCUGAGCUGCUUGAAUUUUUGCGCCAAGAGUGGCGUAACAUCACAGAGCAGCAAUGUGAAAGACUGGUAGAAAACAUGCCAAGACACAUAAAAGCUGUAAUAACAAACCAGGGCUAUUCCACUUAACUCUUUUUUUAAACUCUACCUUCAUUAUUGUGUAUUUUUGUACAAUUUCCAGUCUGAAAAAUACUCUAUCUGACCUCGCUGUAACUUUCUGCAGAUGUAAAACUCAAAUGUGAAUGUUUCAUUUCAAAGUUCAGAGAAAUAUUAAAUAUGAAAAUAUAAAAAAUGUAAAUUUAACUGACAGACAAAGUUUUAAAUUGUAUAACCCCAAUUCAAAAGGGUUGGUACUCAGAGUGAAAUGCUGAUAAUACAAAAUUUGAUGGUUGUAGAUCAUUUAAACGCCAUAUUUAAUUUGUGAUUAACAGUUAUUUUAACAUAUUGAAUUGUUCAAAGAUUAAAAUUCAAAGUAUGUGUUAGUAUAGGGGCAUGUUUUUUAUAUAUCAGGAAAAAAAGAUUCUGGUUGUUUUGCCAUAAACAAAGAUCAGCCACUGCACAAAAGCAUCAUUGUGUUCAAACUCUGACUAAAUUCAAGUCUGAGCUUCCACACUGUUGUAAAGUUUUCAGCAGAAAGUCGAACAAACACAAACUCUGUUUUUUUUUUUUCAAUCUGCCCUGAGGGAUGACAAAGGGUUUUUUUUUUUCUCUCCGGAAACAAACUGCAAGACACAAUCUGAACUUUCAAUGCAAAGUUUUUUUUUUUUUUUUGUUUUUUUUUGUAACUUUUCCGUUGACCCCAGUUUGACCCCGUGUUGUCUGCUUCUCUCUGGUUGCCAGGACAACGUAGUGUGCCUCUCACCACGGCUGGCACAGAGCCUGGGUAACAUGGGUCAAGUUUGUGUGUGCGUCCGUGUGACCAGCACCAUCCACCUCAUCGAUCCCAACACCCUGCAGAGUGAGUAUUUCUUUUGCCAGAGCACUGCUGAGUUUUAAUCCUUUCUACCAACAGCUGUGCAAUAGAAAUACAUAAUACACCUUUUUGUGUGUAAAUACAGCUGCAGUGUGUGAUUGGGUAUUUUCACUAUUUUUAAAAGACAUACCUGGAUGGACUGCUUCAGUAUAAUUUGCUUUUAGUACUAGUUUGACAGCAUUGUUCCUUUUAUUGAAGUGGGUGAAAUUGAAACGACCCUGCAUUACUUAAGUUGUAAUCAUCACAAAUCAUCACAAGUUUUCUUCAGAAACUCGGCAUUCAGCCGCUCUGAUGAGUCCACAAUCAACAAGUGGCUGUUUUGGCAGGCAGAGACCAUGAACAGGACUGCACCGGAGUGGAGAGACUGAGAAAAUUGGAUCGAAAGAGAAACAGAGAGAGAGGGGGAGGUGGAUGGAGACAAAGAGCGACAAACACAACAGAAAAUACAAACGAACAGCCGUGAUGCCAAAAAUAAUGGUCCAACUGUUUGUAGUAGGAGUGAACACAGUAUUUUAAAGAUAAUUGUUCACUGAUAGUGGUGAUUGGAACAGCUAAGAAUCCUAACAAUAGUCGAAGCAGUUGGAAUCAGCAGGUAUGCUUUAAUUAUAAUAAUUACAGGUUUUGCAUAUUCAUAUAAUGUGCCUUUGAAAAGAAAUUUCACAAGUUUUUCCCGUGUAUUACCAUGGCAAUAGAUCUGAGAGUCACUGUCGGGGUGAAACCCUUCAGUGCUGUAAUAACCUAACCGCAGUCUGUUAACCACAUGUUCAUCACAGGCGUCUGAACUUAGCAACCUCCCUCUGCUCCCUGUCACGGCAUAGCAUCAUGAAAAACAGAUAUUUUCAGUUUGCGUCGCACAUACCGUCACAGGAGAGUUAUAUGAGGAGAUUGACAGUGACAGGGAUGAUUCGUUUCCUCUGUUCUUCUGGUGUAAUCAGUUGUCAUGGGAGGGGCAGAGACACUCUCGCGCAGAAACCUGACCUUUUGGAUGCGGCACACGUUUUUAAUUACUCUUCAAAGAGCAGGCUAUUUUUACUUUAGAGAGUUUUUCAGCAGGCUGAGGAGUAGAAAGCGCCUUGAGGCAGAGUUCUGUUCUGCAGGUUUGGAGCUGCAGCCGGCGGAUUAAGAAAUACUUGGCUUCAUGUUUGGCUGAUUAUGUACAGGUUUUUUGACACAGUGACAGACGCAUUGUUCCAUCAGGUCUAUUUCUAAUAUGUGCAGAUUGUGCUGUGAGAUGUUUCAAGCAAAGCUCAUUGUGUUGAAUUUUUCUUAUCAGAGGACAACUAUCAGAAACAAAAACAUAACUUUUUUCUUAACCCCUAGUUGCUGAGGUGGAUGGGAACACAUACUGGCGUAACCCCUUCAACAGCCUCUGUAACCCACGGCAACUGGAGGAGUUCAUUGUCAUGGACAUCGACAUCAUCCGAGACCAGAAGCUAGGUGCAGGGGCCUGCAUGAGGUCCAACAAGGUGAGAGGGAGUCUGGUUCCUGUGAGUGCGUGUUUGUGUGUGUUGUUGCAGAACAGAUUGCAUUGUUGGGGGGGUUGUGGAGCUGGGGGCAUUGCUUUUCUUCUGAAAGCGAAAUCAAUACAGCACCAUUACAUUAUCCCUGAGCUUGUAUGCCUGAUUCAAGCCAAAACAGAAACACACAGGAGGAGUGUUUGUUUGGAGGGUGCAGGGAAUGAGGUUUGCAGGGACGCUGUUUGCGCUGUCUGAAUGUUGCAUUAGUAUCGAUGCACCCGUCUGAACAAAUUUGAGGGAAAGAGACACGAGUAAUGUUGUUUUUCUAGCCACAAAUAACAUUUAUAUACCAUCUCUGUGUGUCUGUGUGUGUCUGUAUGUGUGAUGCAGCACACUCUAGCCGAGGUGUGGGUUCAGAAGACCUCUGAGAUGGACACGAGUCAGCAGUAUCACUGCCGUACGUUCCUAGGCCACCUGCUCAACAUUGGAGACCUGGUGAUGGGGUGAGGAGGAGCAAAAAAAGGACCAGAUGUUUACAGUGAAGACUGAUUGUCACAAGAACUAAUACGUCUCAUCCUGCAGGUUUGAUUUCGCAAAUUCCAACAUAAACGAUGAGUAUCUGAACAAGAUGAACCCUCACCAUGUUCCUGAUGUGGUAAGAAUUACCUGCAGUUUACUGAACAUCCACCCUCACCACACCUGUUGCCUUUGGUAGCCUCUGUCCACUUAAUCUGCACUGCCCUCUGGUGGAGAAUCAAAAUACUGACUGUAGAUUUAUUUGCACACUGCAGAGAACAGCAUUUCUGCACAGUAUCACAUAAACAUGUUGGGCCAAACUGUCGUGGUACUUCCCUCUCAGGUGCUGAUCAAGAAGAGCUACGACCGCAGCAGGAGGGUGAAGCGCAGGAACUGGAAGCUGCAGGAGAUGGCCAGGGACCGCGACGGCAUGGACACAGACGAUGAGAGGUGGGAGAGUUGAACUUAGUUUUUCAAAGCAACAAAACUCUGAUCACUGGGAGUAGUUUGUUGCUGGAAGGAAAGUUUGUUUUCUGUACAAACGUCUCAAAUACUGGAAACAAGGAAGAUGACUCGAGAUACCUAAAAUAGUGACCAACAACAUGGCAUUGUUUCAGUCGGUAAAAAAUGCGCCAAGAAUGCCAUGUAUCCCAUAAGUGUUUUUUUUUCUCUCCUGUUUUUGUGUCUCCAGACAAUACCAGGACUUCCUUGAGGACUUGGAGGAGGACGAGGCUCUCAGGAAGAAUGUGAACAUCUUUAGAGGUAGGCAGCAGACCCUGCAGACUUUUCCAUCCCCCAGAAUCCCCAGAGACAUCAGCCCACUUCCCUUACAUGUUGAUCUUUCCAGUGUUUCAGCUGGAAUUGUUAAUACACGACUCAUUUAGAGAGUUAAGAGUGUUUAAGCCAGUUUAUAAUAGAUGAUGUAUUGGAUAAUUAAUGAACAGAUGUGCCGUUUGUUUUGAAUUCAGAUGCAGCAAAGAUCCCGGUGGAGAGCGACACUGAUGAUGACGGAGCACCGAGGAUCUCUCUGAUGGAGAUGCUUGAAGAGCUGAGCCUGUCAGACGCCACAGGAGGAGAGGGUGCUGACAUGAUGACGGACUAGCCAGUCUCCAUCCUGUCUGAGUGACACCAGCGGCUGAUCAGACGAAGACGGCACAGUAGAGGACGCAGUGAUGUAAAAUACUUUCAAGGGGAAAUGGAUGGGGACUUACUGAACCAUUAAAAAGUCAUGUUUCAUCCUAACAAAAGCCUUCAGCUCAUCAGACUGCAGUAGUGUAAUGAGUCAUUAGAGUUAUAACCAAACAUGGGGUUUAUAAUGGGGCCCUUUAGUUUGACAUACUUGUUUCUACUCAGAAACCAGCCUCUCAGUGUUUUAAACUGAGCCUUUACCUCCUUCAUAUCAUCGCUGCAGAUAACCAUGCCAACAUCGGGCCUACAAAAAUCAAGGAUUUCAAAUACUUCAUAUUUCUCAAGAAUUAUUUUCCGUCUAUUCAUGUAAAUGCUGAAUAAAUAUAAGAAAAAGAGUGCCCCUAGAUCACUUAAUCAAAAUAAAGAUUUGAUAAAUUCCA